AUGGCAUCAACAACUGAGCAAAAGAAGAUGUUGAUCUUAAAAUCCUCGAAUGGCGACGAAUUUGAGAUCGAAGAAUCCGUCGCCGUUCAAUCAAUAACCAUAAAAAACAUGGUGGAGGACAAUUACACCAAAAUCCCACUCCCAAAUGUCGAUACUCAAACCCUAAUCAAAAUUAUCGAAUACUUGAUGAAACACGCCGUUGAGAAGACGUAUACGAACGAAGAAGAAAUCGAAAAUUUCGACAAGGAAUUCGUGAACGGGAAGAGUUACAGAGACCUGUUUGAACUUAUAUUGGCUGCUAAUUACCUUGAAAUUAAGGGUUUGCUCGAUCUUUUGUGUCAGUCGAUUGCUGAUAGGAUUAAGAACAAAUCGGCGAAUGCUGUUAGGAAGAUAUUUAAUAUCACGCCCGAUUACAGUACUGAAGAAGAAGAAGAAGAAAAGGUUAGAAUUGAUUAG
Nicotiana attenuata is the source of this 456-nucleotide messenger RNA. RefSeq names its product SKP1-like protein 11. The record is from RefSeq and is a predicted model, not a curated record. The transcript has a single exon. NCBI's taxonomy places the organism in Eukaryota, Viridiplantae, Streptophyta, Magnoliopsida, Solanales, Solanaceae. Gene Ontology annotation, biological process: SCF-dependent proteasomal ubiquitin-dependent protein catabolic process. Bases 1 to 456 code for a protein of 151 amino acids. Gene Ontology annotation, molecular function: cullin family protein binding. Gene Ontology annotation, cellular component: nucleus; cytoplasm.